Coregonus clupeaformis (lake whitefish) is the source of this 1966-nucleotide messenger RNA. RefSeq lists its product as uncharacterized. The record is from RefSeq and is a predicted model, not a curated record. The transcript is spliced from 3 exons. Bases 11 to 1966 code for a protein of 651 amino acids. NCBI's taxonomy places the organism in Eukaryota, Metazoa, Chordata, Actinopteri, Salmoniformes, Salmonidae.
CCCAAAUGACAUGGCCAAUCAGCUGAUGGAGAUGAUGCACCUAAAGUAUGAAAGAGCAAACCUGGCCUACCUGCUAAGUGUGCAGAACAUCAAGGAUGCUGAGGCAGGGUUGUAUGGUCAGAGCACCAUCAGCAAAUACCUGAGGAGGGACAGUACACCUGCUGCAUUUGGGGGGUAUGAAGACACAGACGGCUGGUGUGGAAUGUCUGUGUCGUCAUAUUACCUUACAGACUGUCUUCUGCAGGAGUUUCAGAGGCAGGAGCCAUCAAUCACGCAGCUCUUACAGGGCACAUUUGGACAGGUGUUGAGAUCCGACCACACCCGGAAGAUUGCCAGGAAAGUCACUCUUACAUCAGGCACAAUGUCAUCUUAUGCUGUGAUGAACGAGAACUGGAUGAUCAUCUCUUGGGUGAUGGUGCAGUCCGAGAGUGAAAGGUCUUUGGAGCCCAUGUAUGAAGGUCUGGCCACACGCUACACUGCUGCUGGAAUUGAAAAGGCCAAUUACCAUUGGGUGGACAGGGACUGCUGUGCAGCCUUCAGGGUCCAGAAUUCUCAUCCAGCUGAGCACCUUUUGAGGGAAGCCUGGAGGACUACAGAGGCUACUGUUGCAGAGGUGACAUCCGGGGACUUGACCAACAUCUGUGCUUCGAGGUCAAAGUUUAAUGAGUUCAUCUCUGUAAAGCUGGACUUGUUCCACUGUAUGAGACGAUUCUGCCGGGAGUGUGUCUCAGAGCAUCAUUCCUUAUACAGCUCUUUCUGUCAGUUCCUCUCGGCUGCCUUCACAAUUGUGGAUCAGCAGGAUCUGAAGAGACUGAAGGAGGCCUAUGUCUUCUGUGGGAUCGUGCCAGCAAAUCCAACAAAGCAGCAUAUCCGGGAGCACUGCAGGACAAAGAUCCCUCAGCCACGAGAGCUUGUGAAGAGAGUGGAAGAAGUUCUCCUUCACUUCCACCUGUUAAAAGAUGUAAAUGACAUCCCUCUCUUCAAACCGUCCAUGCUGAAAGCCUGGAGGAUCCAGCGAGUCCACAUGCUGAGGGGCUGUCUCAGUGACCCAGAACGGGAGGAUGGGAUUCUGUACAGAUACGGUGGCACGCUGCAACUCAACCAUGUCCAGGGUGAAGGGGCAUCUGUGCCCGUGUGGAUUCCAAUCAGAGGCACUUCACAGCAAGAGGGCUACCACUUCCACCAGGCUCAGUGGGUGACUGGGAACAAAGUCUCCCCAGAGUUAUUUCAGGCCCAGGGUAUGACUGGUGUGGCACGCUGGAAUUUCCAGAGAUUGGUGGAUCUCAAACAGCCGGGUGUGGUUUUGCCUGCAGUGUUUGACCCACUACUGAUCACAGACUUGAACAUGGCCUCUGUGAAUGUGACGGGGAGCGCCAAAUAUCCAGCACUACAAGUCUCCAACAGGGACACGGGAGAGAGGUUUGGACUCGAGUACGUUGAGCAAGGGUGCCGUGCUGUUCCUCUCGACUGGGAAAAGCACAGAUCUCAGAAGAGGACAGACAUGUCCGUAUUCCUGACCCCUCUCCCUGUUGAGAAAUGUCAACCCUCAGCAACACAGCUGCCGCCGACUGUCAGAUUUCCUGAUUCUGCAGCUCCUGCUACUGAGGCUUUAAAGAGAGAAAGCACUGAGGAGCCCCAGAUGGACAUAGAUCUGCCCUGCACACCUCCACUGCCUAUGACCGCCUCACCAAGAAGUGCACGCACGGGGCCUAUCAAGACUGGUGGCCGGGUCUUUGUGUUGGACCACAAUCGGUGGCCUGGCCCAAUGAGGGUGGCUAUUGAUGGUCUGCUUGCCAGGCAUCAUGGACAGAAGGACAUGCUGAAACUGGUGGACUUUGUCUAUGCUUCCAUGGUGCAAAGUUCAUGUGCAGACCCCAACAGCCUGCUUCACCCAACCACCAAACACCACAUUGGAAGGUAUAUUAAACACCUGGCCAAAUUAAAAAACACCAGUUCCUCCCUUUAA